This is a messenger RNA of Tarenaya hassleriana, 2532 nucleotides long. Its product is annotated as protein GLE1. Gene Ontology annotation, cellular component: nuclear pore cytoplasmic filaments; cytoplasm; nuclear pore. Gene Ontology annotation, molecular function: inositol hexakisphosphate binding; translation initiation factor binding; phospholipid binding. Gene Ontology annotation, biological process: regulation of translational initiation; poly(A)+ mRNA export from nucleus; regulation of translational termination. The transcript has 16 exons. The coding region runs from base 466 to 2391 and encodes 641 amino acids. NCBI's taxonomy places the organism in Eukaryota, Viridiplantae, Streptophyta, Magnoliopsida, Brassicales, Cleomaceae. The record is from RefSeq and is a predicted model, not a curated record.
CUGCCGCUCCCACAUCUCUCUCUUAUUUUUUUUGGUUAAAUCUCUCUUAUCUUCGUUUGUCACUUCCACAAAUUUCACCAUCGUCUCUCCGUCGUCGCCAUCUCAUCGUCUCUCUGUCGUCGCCGUCUCGCCGUCUCUCCGUCGCCUCUGUUCGUCUUCGUCCGUAUGUGUCUCCCUUCACUUCCGUCCGUCUGUCCGUCUCCUUUCCGUCUCGUCGUCUGUGUCUCACUCCGACGACAACGAAGCGUCAGUUUCCAUCGGAGUGUUAGCCCACUUCCGUUUUGAGAGCCAAGCUCCUCCAUCGAAAUCACAUAGCUCCUUUCCGUCUCGUUUGAUGCUCGGAAAAACUCGGCGGAGGAUUUCGGUUCUAUGUCGGUGGUGGCGAAGUAUUGCAACUAAGCCCUAAAGAUUCCUGGCCAAGUCGUUAUUUGUGGCGAUUUUGUUCAGGGUUUCGCUGAUUCAGCAAUGGGAAUUGUUUUGGAGCUUCGUUCUCCGAGUAGUGUUGAUGGGAUCAGCAUUGACCCUGAGCCGAAUUGGAAUUUUGAUACUUUGGUAUCUGAGAUUAAUUCGCUAGAGAAGAAGCUCAAUGCCUCUUCAAAGUUUCCAUCACCGUUUACUAAAACAUCCUUCCGGGAUGUGCCCGGUGCGAGAAGGAUGGAAAGAAAUGCUAGAGGAUUUGUAAUGCGUGUAUCGGAAGACGAGCUGGAGAGUGUCAAAGAUGAGAGUGAUGAUGAAGACCACAAUCAAAGUUCUAUAGUCGCAAGACGUUUUGUCUGUGAUGAGCUUUACUUGAGUGAUUCUGACGAUGAGUUGGUUCCCGAGCAUGAGUUGUACUUGAUGCAUAAAAUGGUGCCGUUUGAAGGUGCUCUAUAUGAACUGACCAAUGAUCAUCAAACCAAAGUGAAGGAAGAAAUUAGGAUUCAAGUAUCAGCUGUUGAAUCCGGAAUAAUGAAUGAGAUCGAAACGUCUCGUUCUGCAAUAGCCCGUGUCGAGAAAUAUCGAGAGACAAGAAAAGAAGUGGAACGGAAACUUGAUCUUCAGUAUCAACGAAAAGUUGCUGAAGCGCUUGAUGGCCAUCUGACUGCAAUCCAACGGGAGCAUGAACUCAAAUCGCAAAUAGAAGAAAGAAAAAUCAGGAGUGAUGCUGCUCAGGAGGAAGCCAAGAGAAGAGGAAGGGCAAUUCAAGAAGAGAAAUUACGUCAAGAAAAAGCUCGGGCAGAGGCUGAGAUGCAAGCUAAAAUCAGAGCAGAAGAAGCAAAGAAAGAAGCUGAGAGAAAGGUGGCCGAGGAAGCUGCAGAACAGAAAGCUGCAGAACAAAAAGCUGCAGAAGAAAAGGCUGCCAGAGAGAAAGCAGCUGAAAUUUCUCUUGCUGGUAGUUCAGGAAAUUUGAAUGGAAAAACUGAAGGAACAUCUGGUAAGUUUGUUCGAGCAUCAGAAAGUGCUUUGACCUUGGAGGAGCAAAGAUUGAAGCGGCUCAAAGAAUUAGAAGACAUGAACCAAACGCUCACAACACGUUCAAACGAGAAUUUCAGUAGUUUCGAACGGCAUAUUUCAAGGUUGAUGAGGCAAAUAAGUGGGACGAAGGAUAAUGUAACUGCCAAAGCCACUGAAAUUGUCAAGAUAUUUAAUGACCCUCGUUGCCCCAAUUCCAUCAGCAUUGCCGCUUUUGCAAAGAAGGUGGUCUCCUUUUGUGAAAACCCUAGCAGUCCUUACUUUGCAUGUAGCUAUGUCAUUCUCAUGGUCACCUCAAAGUUUCCACAAGCAAUGGAUGUUCUUCUUGCUGAACUCCACAAGGCCUGCAUUUACACCGUUCCAAAGCAUAUUGUUUACUCUGAGAUGGCAUUUGCGUCAAAGGAAGCAUACCGAAAGGCUAUUGGGUUCCAAGAAACCGAGGGGAAGAUUGAAAACGUCGAUAAUUAUCUAAAACGUACAGAAUCCUACAUGAAACUUUACGGGGCACUCGUUCAGACGGAAAUUCCCAAUGUUCGAAAUAUUCAUGGGCUAGAAGAAGGAUGGGCUUGGCUUGCCCGGUUUCUAAACAGAGUUCCAGCUAACAGAGUUACUGCUACAGCUCUGAACGCAUUCCUCCAGAUGGCGGGUUUCGCUCUUCACAGAAGGUAUAAAACCCAGUUUCUGAAGAUUUUAAACGUCGCCCAUGAGCAUUUUCUAGCAAAGCUUAGGACAAAACAAGACUCGUCAGAGCUAGGACCGAUCGUAAUGGAGAUAACGUCAUAUCUAGAUGACAAGAAAUACCUGCAGGAGCCCGAAGGAAGAAGUUUGUUGAGUAAUCUGCUGUCACGAGACAGAGCUCCGGAGCCAGAUCACCAUGAGUCGUAUUACCAGGACCAAUAUUAUGGUUCGCGUCACUAUAAUAACUGGUACCACCAAUAAGAACAUUGCCUGAAUUCUGGCAUUGCUAGUUUUCAUUUUGUGACCAGACAUACAAAACUGCGAGAAUGUCUGUGUUGAUACUGUAUCAGAUAAGGUAAUUGGAUUAACUUAUCUUACACAAAAUCUAUUAUUGAGUAUACA